Molecule: messenger RNA, 1227 nt
Organism: Juglans regia (Persian walnut)
Lineage: Eukaryota; Viridiplantae; Streptophyta; Magnoliopsida; Fagales; Juglandaceae
Product: pathogenesis-related protein STH-2-like
Exons: 2
Coding region: 132-614 (160 amino acids)
Biological process (GO): defense response; abscisic acid-activated signaling pathway
Cellular component (GO): cytoplasm; nucleus
Molecular function (GO): abscisic acid binding; signaling receptor activity; protein phosphatase inhibitor activity
Source: RefSeq, a predicted model, not a curated record
CUCUCCCCAAUUUCUGCAUAGCUACAAAAAUAAGGUCUUCCCAUUCCCCUCUUAAUACUAUUCCCUCACUGAUCCCCUUCAUUUCAUCUCCUUUUUCGUAACAUUGCCCUUGGUUCGUAGUUUCAGCAGUUAUGGGUGUCAUCAAAAUCAGCCAUUCUUUUGCAACUCAGAUUACUCCGGACAGGAUGUUCAAGGCCUUGAUCAUGGACUCCCACAACAUCUGCCCCAAGCUCAUGUUCUCAUCCAUAAAGAGUAUUGAAUUUGUUGAAGGCCAAGGAGAGGCUGGGAGCAUCAAACAGAUCAAUUUCACUGAAGCAAGUCCUUUCAAAUAUGUGAGGCACAGGAUUGAUGCAAUUGAUGAGGAGAAGUUCACAUGCAAGCACACUUUGAUCGAAGGCGAUGCAUUAAUGGACAAGCUUGAAUAUGUUACCUAUGAGGUGAAGUUUGAGGGAUAUGGCAGAGGUGGAUGUAUCUGUAAGUUGAGCAGUGAAUAUAAAGCAAAAGAAGGUGUAGAGAUCAAAGAAGAGGAUAUUGAGCUUGGAAAGGACAGAGCCAUAGGGAUGUACGAAGUUGUGGAGGCCUACCUCUUGGCGCACCCUCGUGCCUAUACUUAAAACAAGUUAUGUAAUGAUUUUCGGCAUCUGGUUUUAAUGGAUGAUUGAUUCUAUCUGAGUGUAUGUAUGUCUUGCUUUCUUUCAAGAAAUUUUCUUUUUUGUUCUUUAAGAUUGUGCAAAAGAUAAUUAAUAUGUGAAUUUCCAUCGCCUUAUUGUUUGUGAUUACAAAUUUACAACUCAAUCUGUUAUAGAGUGAUUAAAAGUGUGUUCUAGCAGUCUCAACAACUUCAUUAAUCAACAUGAGCUGCGAGCUCAUUGACAUUUGUUUCAGUGGCAGUCUGUAUACUUGGACAAAUGGCAGAUCAGGCAAAGUCAACAUGAAAGAGUGACUAGAAAGAGUCAUUGCCUCAAUCCCAUCUGACUCAAUUUAAUUCCUAAAUUCUGCAGUAUCUCAUUUCCUAGCCACCCCUUCAGACUCCCAAAUACUGCUGGUGUUGAUCACUAUCUUCCCCUGGCCAAUUUAUUUGAGGAAUCUUCCUUUAAGGUGAUGUCGACAGCUUGGAAUCAACCUUUUGGUGGGUCCUCCUGUAUAUGCCAUAACAAAACAAGGAUGGGGAAUUCAAGCGAUGCAUAGCCAGCCUGUAUUUGCCCCACAAUCCAGGUCCAGCUAAAC